AUGGAAACAUGGCUGGUGAUGGCAUUGGCUGAGGUCAUCCAGGUACACCCUCAUCUUGAGACUACAUGCGAAGCAGCCAGUGAAGAUGACGGGUGGUUUCAUCACACUUUGAAUCUAAAUGUGGCUAUGGAAGAGCAUAUGGCUUCACAAUUGUUUUUUGAGGGGGAAUUGUUAAAUCCUUGCCGCUGCGAUGGGUCAGUACGAUACACACAUCAGCUCUGCCUCUUAAAGUGGAUAAGUGAAAGAGGGUCAUGGACCUGUGAACUCUGCUGUUACAGAUACCAUGUUAUAGCAAUUAAAAUGAAGACACCAUGCCAGUGGCAAAGCAUUACUAUAACACUGGUUGAGAAAGUACAGAUGGUUGCUGUAAUCCUAGGAUCUCUGUUCUUAGUAGCAAGUGUGACUUGGCUUCUAUGGUCAGCCUUCAGCCCUUAUGCAGUAUGGCAAAGAAAGGACAUCCUUUUUCAAAUCUGCUAUGGAAUGUAUGGUUUUAUGGAUCUAGUAUGCAUAGGACUGAUAGUACAUGAAGGCGCAUCUGUUUAUCGAGUGUUUAAGCGCUGGAGGGCUGUUAAUCUACACUGGGAUGUGUUAAAUUACGAUAAAGCCACAGACAUAGAAGAGAGCAAUCGAGGAGAAGCCUCAGCAGGAAGGACAUUGUGGUUACCGCUGACUGCAUUUAGAAACAGAAGUUUAGUUCAUCCAACACAGCUAACCUCACCAAGAUUCCAGUGUGGCUACGUAUUGUUACAUCUGUUCAACCGCAUGAGACCUCAGGAAGAUUCAUCAGAAGAUAACGGCUCCGGGGAAGUAGUGAUGAGAGUGACCUCAGUGUAAAGAUUAUGCUCACUGUGCUACACAGAUAUGUGCCCCGAUGUUACUGGACUUUGGAAUGUAGUUACAAUGAAUGGUGGAACCAUCAACACUUGAAAAUAUAUAUACAAAUUUUUUUAAAAUUUAAUGCUUUUUAUAUGAUCAGCUAAAACACAAAUACAUUUUUCUGGAAAAAAAAAAGUCUCUUGCUUUUUAUAUAGUCUGGUUUAUUAGAUCUUUUGUCAAUUUGUACCUGAGGUGUAUACAAUAUAGUUUAACUCUUAGGUCUUUGAAUGAUGAGGAAACUCAUUUUUAAGUAAAAAAAUAUAUUUAAAUGUAUUUUCAUAAA
Messenger RNA from Calidris pugnax (ruff), 1159 nucleotides. It is a transcript of the gene MARCHF11, whose product is annotated as membrane associated ring-CH-type finger 11. The record is from RefSeq and is a predicted model, not a curated record. Bases 1 to 834 code for a protein of 277 amino acids. NCBI's taxonomy places the organism in Eukaryota, Metazoa, Chordata, Aves, Charadriiformes, Scolopacidae. Gene Ontology annotation, molecular function: zinc ion binding; ubiquitin-protein transferase activity. The transcript has 4 exons. Gene Ontology annotation, biological process: protein ubiquitination.